AGAGACAGAUCGACAGAAGGAGAAGCGAAAGAGACGAGGGAAGGGGGAGCGCAAAAGAGGCUGCAGCAGCUGCAAGGUUCAGAGAGAGGGAGCACAGUAGAAGUCAGAGCUGGGAGAGAAAAGAAAGAAAGGCAAUGGAAAGCAAGAGUGCAACCUCUUUUUCUUCCAAAGCCCCCCUGCUAUGUCUCCCGUUUGCACUCUUACAAAUUGCAUAAAACUGCAAAAAAGAGAACGAGUGGUGGAGAAAAAAGACGAAAAAGAAAAAAAAAUCUGCAGUGCUCGGCUGGUGUUUGAAAUCAUAUGUAAAUAAGGCACAUUGAUAAUGAAGCGCCAGAGGAGGAAAUUCCACUAAUUACCUUACAGAGACUUGACAGGGAGCAGGAGGCGAAUGUACUUGACGCACUGUUUUUCAUGAAAAGGACAGAAAAGAGAGAGGAAAAGAUCUGAUGGCAAGACGACAGGUUUCCAUUUAAAGUCAAUUUCUGCAGAUCUACAAAAGGUGCCCAGCUUUAAGACUUUGUCACAGGAAAUGGAGUCACUGAAGAGACACCUCUCUGAGAUUGACUCGCCAACUGUCCUCUGCCACAACGACCUCCUGACAAAGAACAUCAUCUACAACGAAAAAGAGGGAAUGGUGAAAUUCAUUGACUACGAGUAUGCCGAUUAUAACUACCAGGCCUUCGAUAUCGGCAAUCACUUCAACGAAUUUGCCGGUGUGAAUGAUGUUAACUACGACCUCUACCCGAGCUGGGAGCUGCAGAGGGACUGGCUGACGGCCUAUCUGGAGAGUUACAAGCACAGCACUGGACGUGAGGUCACAGUCACGGAGGCAGAAGUUACGCAGCUCUACAUUCAAGUCUGCAAAUUCUCUCUUGCAUCCAGCUUCCUCUGGGGUCUUUGGGCCAUCCUGCAAUCACGUUUCUCCUCGAUUGACUUUGACUUCCAAAGAUAUGCCACUGCACGACUGAACUUCUAUUUUGAGAAAAAAGAGGAAUACUUUGGACUGGCAGUGAACUAAUUAAUCCCUCUACUUUUGCAGAACAAUUAUGUGUUUCUUGUGUCAAACAGUGCUGUGGACCAUAUGUCAGAUGGUGGAAAUGGAAAAGCAUAGAAUAACCUUAUAAAAGUGCUCCCCAUAGUUUGUUAUUUCAGGCUGUAUAG
Messenger RNA from Pundamilia nyererei, 1161 nucleotides. RefSeq names its product ethanolamine kinase 1. The record is from RefSeq and is a predicted model, not a curated record. Gene Ontology annotation, molecular function: ethanolamine kinase activity. Bases 530 to 1018 code for a protein of 162 amino acids. The transcript has 6 exons. Gene Ontology annotation, cellular component: cytoplasm. Lineage: Eukaryota; Metazoa; Chordata; Actinopteri; Cichliformes; Cichlidae. Gene Ontology annotation, biological process: phosphatidylethanolamine biosynthetic process.